AUGCCGAAGAGGAAGGGAAGCUGGCGCUUCAAGAACCUUGGGAUACCACACAAGAAGGCUAAGCGGGCCUCCGGAGCUGACGUAGAUGUCGAGAUGAAACAGACUGCUCCGAGCAAUAGUAGUGCACCGUCACAGUCCGCUUAUUCGCAUACCUGUAACAUGGUACUCGAGAACCAUAGCAUGAGCCCAGGCUUCGCAGACAAGGAUUUGACUGGGACUCACUCACUGCCACCUGGUGAAUCUCGCUCGCCGUUGUCUCCAUUUCCGAGUUCGUCAUUGGACCCACCAAAUCCGGCGUCCGAGUUGCCAAUGGAUAGCCACGAGUUGCAGACAGAGACUGUAGACCCUGGAGUGGCCCUAUGGCUUCAAACAGUGGAGUUAUUCUUCCCGCGACCUGAUGAGUCACAACCAACAUCCCAGGCGAACCUAGGGCCAGCGCGAGCAGACUCAUUGCUGGAAUUUGAGCCUGGCGAACUUGAAGACGAGGACGAGGACGAGGACGAGCCCUGUGAUCUCAUCAGUAUUGCAGAUUCAGACUCGGACUCGGGCACAGAUCCUGACGAGGAUGAUGAGAUCAGAGAUGCAGAGGAUGAUGUGGAACAUGCCAUGCGUACCGAGGCCUCACAAUCCGAUGCUGCCCAGCCUGUCGAGGUUGAUGAUGACUUCGAUCCGAAGGCUCGUCAGGCACCAUCGCUCGAGUCCGCAAAGGCUGCACUUGCAGACAUCAAACUUCUCCUUCGGCCGCCAAGAAAGACGGGGUAUGGAUACAAAGACCCCAAAUUGGAUCGUGUUCUCCAGGAGCGGCUGGAGGGCAUGCGCCGUCUUCUGUGCACCUACACGGAUCCGCAAUCGAACUCCCGAUAUGGUGUUCGCGCUGGUCAGAACUGGAUUUCAGCGUCGCUCCAGGUCGCCAAAGCCGAGGGCGCAGGACCUUGGCAUGCCCGCGUGCUACGUCGCCGCACCCAGGCGUACAUCCGAGACCGCCAGAAUCUCCCCCAUAAUCUGUACGGCACUUGGGCACGCUCGCAGCUCGACAAUGAAGAUUUUCGUGAAGAAAUCUUCCUUCAUCUGCAGUCCAUAGGUGAAUAUGUCAAAGCAGAGGAUCUCGUUCAUUACCUGGACCAACCAGAUGUCAAGGAGCGCUAUGGCACCAAGAAAACGAUUUCCCUUGCGACAGCACAGCGAUGGAUGAAGCGUCUCGGGUACCGCUGGAUGCUCACACCGCGCGGCCAGUAUGUUGACGGCCACGAGCGCGACGAUGUCGUUGCUUACCGUCAAGGGAAGUUCCUUCCGAGAUGGGCGGAGCUUGAGCCAAGGCUGCGUGAAUGGAAGUCUGAUGGUACCGAAGAUACGGGGCCAUUUCCACAGAAUCGCAGAACUGUCGUCUGGUUCCACGAUGAAUCAACAUUUUAUGCGCAUGAUCGCCGUAAGCAGCGAUGGGUGCACAAGACGGAAAAGGCUAAACCGUACCAAAAGGGCGAGGGUGCAUCUUUAAUGGUUGCGGAUUUCGUUUCUGCUGAUUACGGUUGGCUUCGCGCUCCAGACCACUCGGAGGAUAAUCCAGAGGAAGCGCGCGUCUUCUUCAAGGCGGGCAAGGGACGUGAUGGCUAUUUUACCUACGAGGAGAUUCAGAAGCAGGCAGACGUCGCAAUGGACAUCAUAUGCAAACACUUCCCUCACGAUGACCAUGUGCUCGUCUUCGACAAUGCACGCACACAUAUCAAGCGAGCCGAGGAUGCCCUAUCUGCCCGGAAGAUGCCCAAGUUCCCCCCAAAAAAGGGAAGAACUGGGGCGUCGAAGUACCCGCAAGGGACGCUGACGGCGCGAUCAUCCACGGGCGACGGCUCCCCGCAGUCAUUUUAUUUCCCACCCGGUCAUCCGAACGCAGGGCUUUUUAAGGGGAUGGCGAUCAUCCUGGAGGAGCGCGGUUACGGCGAUAUGAAAGGCAAGCGCGCCGAGUGCAAAGGAUUCAAGUGCCCACAUCAGCAAAACAUCGACUUCGUCUGA
This is a messenger RNA of Fomitopsis serialis, 2007 nucleotides long. RefSeq lists its product as uncharacterized. Gene Ontology annotation, molecular function: nucleic acid binding. The coding region runs from base 1 to 2007 and encodes 668 amino acids. The record is from RefSeq and is a predicted model, not a curated record. The transcript has 4 exons. Lineage: Eukaryota; Fungi; Basidiomycota; Agaricomycetes; Polyporales; Fomitopsidaceae.